Saprolegnia diclina VS20 is the source of this 1059-nucleotide messenger RNA. RefSeq lists its product as hypothetical. Gene Ontology annotation, cellular component: lysosome. Bases 1 to 1059 code for a protein of 352 amino acids. The record is from RefSeq and is a predicted model, not a curated record. Gene Ontology annotation, molecular function: thiolester hydrolase activity; palmitoyl hydrolase activity. The transcript is spliced from 7 exons. Lineage: Eukaryota; Oomycota; Saprolegniomycetes; Saprolegniales; Saprolegniaceae.
AUGCGAAGUCCGCUGACGACGAUCGGGGCGAUGGCCCUCGUCCUCAUGGGCCUUGCCGACGCCUCCGGAGGCGCAUGGACCGGCGCCGACGCGCUGGCGACGAGUAGCCAGACCCUCGCCGAGGCGAGCCCAUUCAUCCUGCGCUUCGAUGACGCCAUGGCCGCGGAGAUGGCCAUGAGCUCGGCCACGGGUGUCUAUGCUGGUGGCAUGGACGACAACUUGCCCGUCGUGCUCAUGCAUGGCAUGGGCGAUGCUGCGGGGAACCCUGGCAUGCAGCGCCUCCGCAAGGCGGUCGCUGCGCACCUCAACACGUACGUGACGAACGUCCAGAUCGGCGACUCGGUCGCUGCCGACUCGUCCAACAGCUUCUUCAUGAAGUUUGACACCCAAGUCGACGUUUUCGCCAAGCAAGUUGCCAAUGACCCCAAAUUGGCGCAGGGCUUCAACGCCAUGGGUUUCUCGCAAGGCAACCUGCUCAUCCGUGGGUACAUUGAGCGCUACAACACGCCGCCGGUCAAGAACUUUAUUUCGGUGCACGGCCCGCUGGCCGGUGUCGGGGCGCUGCCCCACUGCGCACCGACCAACUUUAUCUGCAAGCAAAUCAACGCCGUCAUCUCGGCUGCUGCUUACACGGAUACCGUCCAGGGCAAGCUCGCGCAAGCCAACUAUUUUCGAGAUCCAAACCAAAUUGCUGCCUACGUCGCCCACGCGCUCUUCCUCCCCGACAUCAACAAUGAAAAGUCGGUCACGGUGCCCGAGUACAAGACCCGGUUCGCAUCACUCACGCACCUUGCGCUCGUCCGCGCCGCGCACGACACGAUGGUGUACCCUCAUGAGUCGGAGUGGUUUGGGGCGUACGCCGACGGUCAGAGUGACGUGGUUUUGCCCAUGAACGUAACGCAGUGGUACCAGAAGGACUCGUUUGGGCUCGCGACGCUUGAUCGCAGCGGCCGUAUCACGCUGUACGAGACGCACGGGGACCACCUCCAGGUCUCGACCGCUGACCUUCUUGGCUGGAUCGACGCUCAUUUUGUCAGCAACGCGGCCAGAACGGCGUAA